Molecule: messenger RNA, 336 nt
Organism: Knipowitschia caucasica
Lineage: Eukaryota; Metazoa; Chordata; Actinopteri; Gobiiformes; Gobiidae
Source: the annotation of a GenBank genome assembly
AUGGACAUCGCAGAAACUGGAGUCUCCCUGGCAGAUUGGGUGUGUCUGGUUGAAAAUGAGUCUAGCUUCAACACCAACGCCUUGAACUCCCGCAACAGGAACGGCUCUAAAGACUACGGCCUUUUCCAGAUCAACAGUUAUUACUGGUGCAUUGAUGGAGGAGUGAACACGGCCAACGGCUGCAACAUCAACUGUGAAGAACUGUACGAAGUGGACGCUGCCGUUUCAUGUGCCAAACGUGUCGUGCAGGACCGCAACGGCAUCCGUGCCUGGAUGGCCUGGGUGGAUCACUGUGACAGAGAUCUGAGCAACUUCCUGGAUGGAUGUGAAGUCUAG